Molecule: messenger RNA, 3018 nt
Organism: Lactuca saligna
Lineage: Eukaryota; Viridiplantae; Streptophyta; Magnoliopsida; Asterales; Asteraceae
Source: the annotation of a GenBank genome assembly
AUGUUCGUGGAUGCCAGGGUAAAUGGAGGAUACACCAAGGCUUUAGUAGAUACAGGUGCAUCCCAUAAUUUCCUUGCUAAAGAUGAAGCUAAAAAGUUGGGCAUCAAAUACACCAAAAAUCCAGGCCGGUUGAAAGUCAUCAACUCUUUAUCCAAGCCUAUAAUUGGUGUUGCAUAUGGAGUACCUCUUAAGAUAGCAGAAUGGGAAGGCACCAUAGACUUGACAGUGGUGCAUAUGGAUGACUAUCGUAUGGUAUUGGGAAUGGAUUUCCUAGACAACGUACGACCCUGGUCAUUUGAGAAAGAUGAUACCAUGCGUAUCACUAAGGGUUCAAUAAUUCACAUUGUACCCUUGAAGAGAAAUAGGAUUGGAUCCCAAAUCCUAUCAACUAUGCAACUUGACAAAGGUCUCAAGAAGAGUGAGGCAAAGUUUAUGACAGCCUUGAAGGAGGAAAUUGUUCCCUCAAAGAUGGACAUUCCGAAGGAGAAGAAGAACAUAAUGUCACUAGGGUUACAUAAAAACUCGCAUCUUAGACGAAAAGUGGAACAUGUGAUGGAGAAACCGGAUAAGGCGAAUAAGAAGAAAAACACAUUAAUUCGUAAGAGCAAAAAACAACAGGAGGAACACAAUGGUGAGCAUAAGAAAUCAUCCCUGUCAUCAUCAUCAUCAUCGGAUCAACAUCGAUCCCUACACAACGAAGAACAUGAUCAGAGGAAGGAUUUAUCUUCAUCAUGGCUACUGGAUAAAAGAUGUCGAUGUUUUUCACUUGCUGAAAUCAAAUUGGCCACCAAUGAUUUUGAUGAUGCGUUUGUAAUCGGAAAGGGAGGGUUCGGGAAGGUAUACAAAGGUAAGAUUGACUUUGGGGAAGAAGGAAUUGAUGUUGCCAUUAAGAGGUUGAAUCUUGAACAUUCGAGUCAAGGGGCAACCGAGUUCAAGGCAGAGAUUGAGAUGCUUUCCAAGUUUCGCCAUAGUCACAUCGUCUCUCUGUUAGGAUACCAUGAAGGAUCCGAUAAAAGAGAAAUGAUCAUUGUUUAUGAAUACAUGACUAAUAGAAGUCUUGAGGAUCAUUUGCACAAAAGAAAAGUUAACGGAAGUAAUUCCUCUCUUCUGACAUGGAUCCAAAGGCUCCAAAUCUGCAUAGGUGCUGCUCGUGGUUUGGACUACCUUCAUUCGGGUACAGGUGUCAAAUCCAGAGUCAUACACCGUGAUAUCAAGAGCUCAAACAUCUUGUUGGACGAGAAUUUAGCAGCUAAAGUUUCCGACUUCGGGUUGUCUAGGAUUGGUCCAGCAAAUCUGGUGGGGACCACUAAUGUUUAUACUGAUCAGAUCAAAGGCACAUUUGGGUACAUGGAUGCUGAGUAUUUUUCAACUCGUAGACUGACACGAAAAUCUGAUGUGUAUGCAUUUGGUGUGGUGUUAUUGGAAGUGUUAUGUGGUAGGCCUGCUCUGGACUUUACAUUAGAUGAGCAGCAACAUAGUCUAGCUGUAUGGGCUAAAAGCUGCAUCAAAGAAGGUAAGAUUGAUCAAAUCAUUGAUCCAUGUUUAAAGGGACAAACAACAGGUAAUUGUGUGAAGGAAUUUGGGAGGAUUGCAUAUGAAUGUGUUCUCACUCGUUCAAAGGAUCGACCCACAAUGAGUCAGGUGGUAGCUAGGCUUGAGUUUGUGUUAGCAUGGACACUGCAAAGUGGGUCCAGUGCUCGUGAUCGAAAACAAAUUGGAAGAGCCAUGUUUAUUGAAAAGGCAUGGUCAUUGUUCUUGAUUAAAUCUCCAAAAAGUCGUAUGAGUUCUCCUACAAAGAAACUAGGACAAAGUAUUUACAACAAAAAGACAAGUGUUGCAACUGGUUCUCAGAAGGUGUUGCUACCUAAUGCUAACACAAAGAUACCAAUCUUGAAGAUGUUUACAUUUUCUGAGCUACAAAGUGCAACAAGGAAUUUCAAGCAGGAGAUGUUUCUUGGAGAGGGUGGUUAUGGGAAGGUUUACAAAGGGUGGUUGGACAGUGUAACAUUUUCCCCAAGAAAGGCUGGUGAUGGGCUUGCUGUCGCCAUUAAGAGAUCCAGCCCCAACAGGACUCAAGGUCUUAAUGAAUGGCAGGCAGAAGUGAAAUUCUUGGGAACAUUUAGCCACCCAAACAUUGUUAAACUCUUUGGAUAUUGCUGGGAAAACAAGGAAUUUCUUCUUGUUUAUGAAUUUAUGCAAAAAGGAAGUUUAGAUAUGCAACUCUUCAGAGAAGGUGUAGAACCACUUCCAUGGGACACAAGGAUUAAAAUAGCCACAGGAGCAGCUCAAGGCCUUGCUUUCUUGCACACUACAGAAAAUAAUGUCAUUUGUAGGGAUGUGAAGUCCUCAAAUAUUUUACUAGAUGGGGAGUUCAAUGCAAAGCUUUCGGAUUUUGGACUUGCAAAGUCAGGUCCUGUCAAAGGAGAGUCUCAUGUCUCAACAGACAUAGCAGGCACCUAUGGUUACAUGGCUCCUGAGUAUAUUGCCACUGGUCGUUUAUAUGUGAAGAGUGAUGUUUAUGGUUUUGGGGUGGUGAUGCUGGAGAUCAUUACAGGGUUAAGAGCAUCUGAUUAUAAUCAAGAUGGCAUGAAGCAAAACUUGGUGGAAUGGGCUACACCUUUUUUAACUGAUAUAAAGAAAUUGGAGAAAAUUAUGGAUCCACGUUUGGGACAAAACUACCCUUCAGAAGGUGCUAGUAAAGCAGCUGAGCUCAUACUAAGUUGCCUUGAUUCGGACCCUAAAAACCGGCCUUCCAUGGAGGAAGUUGUAUUGGGUUUGCAAGUUAUUGGUUCGGUCAAAAUGGAACCAGGGCGGUCAACGUCUAGCACCAGGGGUUGGAUGAGCCCAUGCAGCGAACAAAGUUGCCCUUGGUCUCCCCUUCGUGGAAAGCAAGGAAGGGCAGUUUGGUCAAUGAGCACUCGGUUGUUAGGUUUAAAUGUGUGCCUUGGACUCGGUUCAAAGGAAGACCGAACUUGGACGGAAACAAACUGUUCCAAAACCAGAAAAUGGGGAAAUUGA